AAGAUGGCGAGCAUGCUGUCCAGGCGUCUGGGGAAGCGCUCUCUGCUUGGCACCCGUGUCUCUGCCCCUGGCGCCUUGGCCGAUGGGGUGCUGGUGGCCACCCACGUCCCUGGCUUGCAGGCUGACCUUGGCCGGGCAUCUGCCCACAUGGUGCUGCAAGAGGAUGGAUCCUGUGUGCUGACAGCAGAGGACAGCAACCAUGCGCCCAGGUUCCCCUGUCCGCAGUGGGUGGCACUGACAAACUGCCCUUCAUGCCGUUUUCAGGUCCUUGUUACCUACAGUGGGCAGGAGCGUGCUGGCCUCGUGGAGCAGCACAACCAGCUGAGUGACAAGGUGAAGGUGCUGCUGCCAGAGCAGGGCUUGCAGACGUGCUGGAGGGUGCAGGACAUGCCAGAGGUGCUGCAGAGAUCUGUGUCCAGCAGCAUUGAUGUACCCAAGAGGAAAGCUGACACUGCUGUGGAGAUGGAUGAGAUGGUGGCAGCCAUGGUGCUGACGAGCCUCUCCUGCAGCCCCGUGGUGCAGAGCCCUCCCGCUGGUGAGAGCGGCAUCCCCCCCUCACGGACAGUGUGCGAUCCCUGGAAGGAGAGUGGUGAUGUCUCAGACAGUGGCAGCAGCACCACCAGCGGGCACUGGAGUGGGGGCAGUGACAUCUCCACCCCUUCGCCCCCCCAUCCUGCCGGCAGUCCCAAAUACACCAGCGAGGCUCUGAGCUCUCCCCAGAUUGAUGACGGCUUUGAGACUGACUCCGACCCUUUUCUCCUCGAUGAACCUGCCCCACGCAAGAGAAAGAACUCUGUGAAGGUGAUGUACAAGUGCCUGUGGCCGAGCUGUGGCAAGGUCCUGCGCUCCAUCGUUGGCAUCAAGCGGCACGUCAAGACUCAGCACCUCGGGGACACUGCAGAUUCUGACCAGCGGAAACGGGAGGAAGAUUUCUACUACACUGAAGUGCAGGUGAAGGAAGACACUGUGCCAGAGGGAGUGGCCACUGCCAGUCCCACGUCUGUGUCUGCUCCUAUCAUCAUCCAGCAAGCCCUUGCAAAGCCAGAGGCACUACUGGUUGAGCAGCCAAUGCUGGAGCCCACCCUGGCCAGCAGCACCCUGAGCCAGUCAGCACCCAGUUCCUUUUGGCACAUCCAAGCUGAUCAUGCCUACCAGGCGUUGCCCUCAAUCCAAAUUCCAGUGUCACCUCACAUCUUCACCAGCAUCAGCUGGGCCACUGCCACUUCGACUCUCCCAUCCCUGUCAACGGUGCGGAGCCGGUCGCUCAGCUUCAGCGAGCCACAGCCACCAACACCAAUGCUCAAGUCCCACCUGAUCGUCGCCUCACCACCCAGAGUGGCCAUCAGCACCAGGAAAGUCCGUGGUGAAGCCAAGAAGUGCCGUAAGGUGUACGGCAUCGAGCACCGGGACCAGUGGUGCACAGCCUGCCGGUGGAAAAAAGCCUGCCAGCGCUUCCUGGACUGAAUGCAGCACUCUGCUGUUGCCUCCC
Molecule: messenger RNA, 1489 nt
Organism: Indicator indicator
Lineage: Eukaryota; Metazoa; Chordata; Aves; Piciformes; Indicatoridae
Gene: ZNF395
Product: zinc finger protein 395
Exons: 10
Coding region: 4-1464 (486 amino acids)
Biological process (GO): regulation of transcription by RNA polymerase II
Cellular component (GO): nucleus
Molecular function (GO): RNA polymerase II cis-regulatory region sequence-specific DNA binding; DNA-binding transcription factor activity
Source: RefSeq, a predicted model, not a curated record